GCACUGAAUCAGAAGAGGACUUGCAUCGGCUGUAUAAACCAGCCAUGGGUCCCACUAAAAGCAUUAUGAAGGAAGCAGAUGGCAAGGAUGAUGAUGAAGAUGACAGCGGCGAUGACACUUUUGGAGAUGAGGAGAAUGGCCAAGCGUCCAUCCAGAGACAGGAGGAAGAGAGCCCAUUCGUUGGGGCUGGGGAUGACAACACUGUAGGAGACGACUCAGAAGAUUAUGCUGACACCCAGAGGGAUUACAGCAGCCAGAAUCUUGACGAAGGGGAAGAUGUCAGCCACGCCGCUGAUAGUGGAGCCAGUGACGGUGAUGGACAAAGCCGAGAAAAUGGUGAAGAGCAUGACAGUGACAGUCAAGAAUUUGACGAUGAUGAAAUGCAGGGGGAUGACCCUGAUUCCUUUGGGAGUGACAACAGCAAUUCCAGCAUGAGCAGCGACAGUCUCAACUCCAAGGAGAGCAGUCAAGAAAACAGUGAGCAAGGGAGCCGGCAGGAUUCGAACGAUAGCCAAUCCGUGGGGCAGUCCAGCAGGAAAUGGCUCAAAAAAGCAGGGAUAUCAGAGGAGGAGGAAGAUGACAGCGGGGAACAGAAUGACAGCAACUCCAUGGAAGAAAGGGACAGUCACUCCACUGAAGACAGCAGCUCCAGAGAAGCCAGCCCUGGACAAUCUGAGGAAAACAGCAAAAGCAAAUCCCACGAGGACUCUGGGAGUCGCUCUCGGGAAGGGGCGGACAGCAGAGGCUCCCGGGACCUCAGCAGCUCAAAGGAUCACAGCAAAGGAUCGAGUCAAGAAACUGUCCUAAAGCAAAAGAGCAGCAAAUCCCACGAAGACUCUGAGGUCACAUCUCGGGGUGACAACCCUGAACCAAAUGAGGACGGCGAUGAGGUGGACAGUGACUCUAGUCAGGAGAGCAGUUUGAGCAAGUCCUCCCAAUCAGAAAGUGAAUCGAGAGAGAGCCAAGAGCACAGCAAAUCUAGCGAGAGCAGCAGGCAGUCAGAGGAAAGCAGAGAGUCAUCUGAGGAAAAGAGCAGUUCUAGUCACGAAGGUCUCCUUUCUCAUAGUAGAAGCUCUUCUAAAGAGGACAGUGCAGAGAGCAGUUCCGAACAGGUAGGCACCAAAGAGAGCGACUCUGAAGAAAGUGAGUCCCAGGAGAACAGUACAUCCAAGAGAGACAGCAAAUCCACUGAGAGUCAAUCCAGCAGCGAAGAGGAUGCCAGUCUGUCGAAGAGCAUUGAACUAGAAAGCAGAAAGUUAAUGCUUGAUGCUUAUCAUAACAAACCCAUUGGAGAUCAUGAUGAUAAUGAUUGCCAAGAUGGUUACUAGCCUCAGCUUUUACAAACACUUGUAAAAUGUACAGAAUGACUGUUUUGGGGAAAAAAAUAGUUAUCUAACUUAAUUUAUUCAUCCUACCUACCACAGGAUGAUCAAAGCCAUUUCUUUUGAAGGAUCAAUACCAGAAGUGGUAGUAGGCUGUCACAAUUCCCCAGAGGCUCGCUUAAUGUGAAAAUUAAACAAAAAAAAAUUUUAUCUACACAAACAUUAACAAAGACAAUCUAUCCUUUAAAAUUUCAGGGCUGA
Molecule: messenger RNA, 1583 nt
Organism: Ornithorhynchus anatinus (platypus)
Lineage: Eukaryota; Metazoa; Chordata; Mammalia; Monotremata; Ornithorhynchidae
Gene: DMP1
Product: dentin matrix acidic phosphoprotein 1
Exons: 1
Coding region: 45-1328 (427 amino acids)
Biological process (GO): extracellular matrix organization; ossification
Cellular component (GO): extracellular matrix
Molecular function (GO): extracellular matrix binding
Source: RefSeq, a predicted model, not a curated record